This is a messenger RNA of Leptosomus discolor (cuckoo roller), 1089 nucleotides long. NCBI's taxonomy places the organism in Eukaryota, Metazoa, Chordata, Aves, Leptosomiformes, Leptosomidae. The record is from RefSeq and is a predicted model, not a curated record.
AUGACGUCGGCCACCAAGGUGUACUACAGCCAGACCACGCAGACCGACAGCCGCCCGCUCAUCGGCUCGGGGCUGCGCCGGCGCCGGGUGAUGACCAAGGAUGGCCGCAGCAACGUGCGGAUGGAGCACAUCGCCGACAAGCGCUUCCUGUACCUCAAGGACCUGUGGACCACCUUCAUCGACAUGCAGUGGCGCUACAAGCUGGUCCUCUUCUCCGCCACCUUCGCCGGCACCUGGUUCGCCUUCGGUGUCAUCUGGUACCUGGUGGCCGUGGUCCACGGGGACCUGCUGGAGUUCGACCCGCCGGCCAACCACACGCCGUGCGUGAUGCAGGUGCACACCCUCACCGGCGCCUUCCUCUUCUCCCUCGAGUCCCAGACCACCAUCGGCUAAAUCAGCGAGGAGUGUCCCCUCGCCAUCGUCCUGCUCAUCACCCAGCUGGUCCUCACCACCAUCAUGGAGAUCUUCAUCACCGGCACCUUCCUGGCCAAGAUUGCCCGGCCCAAGAAACGCGCCGAGACCAUCAAGUUCAGCCAAAACGCGGUGGUGGCCCAACACAACGGCAAGACCUGCCUGAUGAUCCGCGUGGCCAACAUGCGCAAGAGCCUCCUCAUCGGCUGCCAGGUGACGGGCAAGCUCCUCCAGACCCACCUCACCAAGGAGGGCGAGAGCGUCCGCCUCAACCAGGUCAACGUGGACUUCCAGGUGGACACCUCCUCCGACAGCCCCUUCCUCAUCCUGCCCCUCACCUUCUACCACGUGGUGGACGACGCCAGCCCCUUCCGGGACGUGGCCCUACGGACGGGCGAAGGCGACUUCGAGCUGGUGGUCAUCCUCAGCGGCACCGUGGAGUCCACCAGCGCCACGUGCCAGGUCCGCACCUCCUACCUGCCCGAGGAGAUCCUCUGGGGCUACGAGUUCACCCCGGCCAUCUCCCUCUCGGCCAGCGGCAAGUACGUGGCCGACUUCAGCCUCUUCGACCAGGUGGUGAAGGUGACGGCGCCCUGUUGCCUCCACGAGACCGUCCGGUUCGGGGACCCCGAGAAGGUGAAGCUGGAGGAGUCCCUGCGGGAGGCGGCGGAGCGGGAA